This is a messenger RNA of Pangasianodon hypophthalmus (striped catfish), 5973 nucleotides long. RefSeq names its product neuronal PAS domain protein 2 (gene npas2). Gene Ontology annotation, cellular component: cytoplasm; nucleus; CLOCK-BMAL transcription complex. Lineage: Eukaryota; Metazoa; Chordata; Actinopteri; Siluriformes; Pangasiidae. The transcript has 23 exons. Gene Ontology annotation, molecular function: RNA polymerase II cis-regulatory region sequence-specific DNA binding; DNA-binding transcription factor activity, RNA polymerase II-specific; protein dimerization activity. The coding region runs from base 2091 to 4640 and encodes 849 amino acids. Gene Ontology annotation, biological process: circadian regulation of gene expression; regulation of transcription by RNA polymerase II. The record is from RefSeq and is a predicted model, not a curated record.
AUCUGCAACAACAUGCAGGAUAACUCAAUUCUGGGCAGAGGCUAGUAAUUAGUAAUAAUAAUAAUAAUUAAAAGUGACAUGUUUUUUGGGAUCAAGAAUGUUUAUUAACCCAGGCAGUGGAUUUUUUUUAAGAAGCGAAGCAGGAAGUUUAUUUUAUUUGAAAACGUGUCACAAAAUACGAUCCAGACAAAUGUCUGGGACGAACUGGAAGGAAAUACAGUGCACUGAAGCACUGUGUCAGAACGUCCACAUCUGUCUUUAUUUAAUACGCUUAUAUUAUAACGCAAGUGUUUUUGAAGUGUUUCUAUAGCAACAGACUUUUACGAUGGAUGUUCCACGUAAACAGAUAAAAAAAAACCGCGUAUAACGUGUAUUAUUGUUGUGAAGUUUUCUAUAAGGAGAAGUGUGUUUAGUUAACAUUUCUGGAAGGAGUCUCCAGUGUCAGUGCUUUGUAACUUUAAGUUUUCUGAGUUUACGCUUUUUGCGUUUUUUCUGUAACAUGACAAGCUGCGGUUUUUUUUUUGGGGGGGGUUUUAUUUAGUCAUACAGAGGGAGAGAGGAGUCAAACACACGCUUGAAGUGGCACUACAUCACAAUACAACUCACCUGUUGAUUCAUUGGUUCCUUUUAGUCAUGUUGCGAUUAAAUGUACGUGAUUAAAGUUAGAGAAUCGUGCAAAAGGGAUGUUGAUGAAUUUUCAGUGAGAGCGUAACAAGAUAUGUUAAUCUUCUCUUCGAAAAGAAAAGCGAUUCAGCUCCCAGCGUUCACCUAAAAGAUUCGAAUCAAAGAGUCGACUCGUGACUCGUGACUCACAUCUCUUACGUAGAAAUUUGUCGCAGUAUCACUUCGACAUGGAUCAUUUCUGUGGUUUGUGGGACGUCCGCAGCUGAUGGACCUCGACUUCUCUCUCUGUCUGUCUCAUUUCCUGUCUAACGCCGGAAGGAUCCUCCGUAUCUGUGUGUUUGGGUUUUGAUUCUGCUGACAGAAUCUUAUUGCUGAGAGACAAGAGGAACAGAACUACUUUCACACUUUAUCUCUCUGUGCAUGUAUUUUGUAUUAAAGUAGAGCGUCGUAGUAAAGCAGCUAACAAACAGCUGGGAACAGCUAGCAUGAUUCUGCUUGUAUAUUUGUUGUUUUAUUGAUGAUUAGCAUUGCUAGCUUUUCGAAUGGAUGGUUUCAUUUUAAUCAGAUGGUUUAAGCUUUUCCUGAAUGCCUGAAUCCUGGACUCUUGAUGAUGGACUUACACCUUUAUUUUUCCUCUUCUGUUCCCUUCAGACGUUUUGUUUCCAUCUCAUUGGGCAGAGAUCAUGUCACGGCUGUCAUGUGGCAGUUCUCGAAACCUGGCUGAUGUUGACCUACAUUUGCUCAGCAGUUUUUUUUUUUUACUUCUAGCACAAACGUGAAGCGACCUUUAUCAAGCCCUUAGCGUUAGCGGUUGUCAGGGUCGUUAGAUAAGAGGCUGCGGGAGAGAUGAGAAAGCACACCACAAAGCUCACACUCACUAAAUGAUAAGAGCGUUAAGUUGUGACUAAACUCCACGUCUCGCAUUAUCACCUUCUCCGGGUUUCCUAGUUCCUCAAACCAGCCAUGCUAACAUUUUUUUAACGAAUGAUGACAAAAAGCAGGGUGUUAUCAGGACAAGAUGUUUUCCUGUUAGCGUUAGUGCUAACGCUUCGAUGGACGUUACUCAGAUCUCGAGCGAGGAAAGAAGUCUUGCUUGGACGCUACACUCUCACGGAUUUCCUCCAGGACGACUUGAAUAAAUCGACAGCCAGAGCUUGUCCUGCUGUUUCUGCGACUGACUUCAAUGGAAAUACAAAGGUGACCACCAGAGAUGUUAGCAUCCCAAUGUCACAUACAUAAGCUAACCAUUUCCAGAUGAUCAGCUAACCAGCCAGGUGGUGAGGACAAGAAAAGCAACCAAAACUACCUACUAGCCAACAUUGGUUUAGCGGAGGAGGGGAUCUGCUAGUGUCCAAGAUUGCUAGUGUGCAAAGUUUACCAGCUUUUAUUGGAAGUUUGAGUGCUGUGAAAUCGCAAAUGGGAAACUACAGCCUCCAUAGACGGCCUGGAUAGGAGAGGGAGUGAGCAUGGACAAGCUUUCCGAAUUUGGUGUCCUUUGUCCGUCCAGCAGGAGGGAAUGGGAAACCAGCAGCUGUGUGGAUGAUUUUAUGGAUGAAGAUGAGAAAGACAGGGCUAAAAGGGCAUCCCGGAAUAAAUCGGAGAAGAAAAGGCGAGACCAGUUCAAUGUGCUCAUUAAGGAGCUGUGUACCAUGCUGCAGGGCCAAGGCCACCCACGCAAAAUGGACAAGUCUACCAUCCUGCAGAGGACCAUCAACUUCUUGCAAAAGCAGAAAGAGAUCACGGCGCAGACGGAAACCUGUGAGAUUCAGCAGGACUGGAAGCCUUCCUUUCUCAGCAACGAGGAAUUUACCCAGUUAAUGUUGGAGGCAUUGGAUGGUUUCCUGAUUGCACUUAGGCUGGACGGGAACAUCGUCUAUGUAUCUGACAGCGUCUCCUCUCUCAUUGGGCAUUUACCAUCAGACAUGGUGGACCAAAACAUCCUGAACUUCCUGCCUGAGCGUGAACAUGCCGAGGUCUACAAACUGCUCUCAGCACACUUGCUCAUGAGCGACCCCAUCAGUACGGACUACCAGGAGGGCAAUGAGACCCAUGUUGAGUUCUGCUGCCAUUUAGUCCGAGGGAACAUCGACCCGAAAGAUGCGCCCACGUAUGAGUAUGUCAAAUUUGUCGGAGACUUCAAGUUCCAGAACAGUGUGCCUGCGUCAUCAUGCAACGGCUAUGAGCUGAUGUUCCCCCGUCCACUGCAGACCUCGCUGGAGGAACAGAUGUGUUUAGUGGCUACAGUCAGACUGGUCACACCACAGUUCCUAAAGGACUUGUGUAACGUGGAAGACCCAUGCGAUGAAUUCACAUCGAGACACAGCCUAGAGUGGAAGUUCCUCUUUUUAGACCACAGAGCCUCCCCCAUCAUCGGCUACCUGCCGUUUGAGGUGUUGGGGACGUCAGGAUACGAUUAUUAUCACGUAGACGAUUUGGAGCUCAUCGCUCAGUGCCACAAACAGCUGAUGCAGUGUGGGAAGGGGAAGUCGUGUUAUUAUCGCUUCCUGACUAAAGGGCAGCAGUGGAUCUGGUUGCAGACGCACUACUACAUCACCUACCACCAGUGGAACUCCAAACCCGAGUUCAUCGUCUGUACACACACUGUGGUCAGUUAUGCUGAAGUCCGGGCAGAGAGGAGGAGAGAGUACGGGCUGGAGGAGAGCUCUGAUAUGUGCACCACCUCAGUAAAGGGGCAGGAGGUGUGUCUGGAUGUGUGCGCGCCUAUGGACGCACCACGAGACAGAAUCAGCAGCGCUCGAUCAGCUUCUUCACACAGCUCACGCAAAUCCACACACACUGCACCGUCUGACUCGGCAUCGAACUCUUCAGUCCGGUAUAAAGAAAGCUGCACUUCAUCACGGCAGUCAGUGUCUAUACCAGCCGAGAACUCUAACAGGCUGAGCCACGGAGCCUCAAAGACCCUGAUUCAGGGACAAGCCUCAUUGGAGCCCCUUCCCCCCUCCCCCUCCUGCAGCCAAGCCUCUGUCAUGAACCAGGCGGUGUGUGCAGGUCUCCCCCAGCCUCAGUUAGGAGUGAUGCACCAGCUGACGGAGCAUCUGGAGAAGAGGAGACUCAUCCUGCAGCACGACAUCAAAACCCAGCAACAGGAACUCCAUCACAUCAAAGAGAAACUACAGCUCACUAACCUGCAGAUGUUGCUGCAGCAUCCGGUGCAUGUGGAUUUUCCUCAGCAGCCUUCAGCUCCAAACAGCCAGUCAGGAGUCCUGCACCACAACAACACACAACACCCCAAACCCCCACACUGCACACCACACACAGCCUCAUCUCACACACUGCACCAAGAGCAGCCCAGCAGCUCCAUCGCACAGCAGAGGCUGGUGCAGAUGCAGAGUGUGUGUGUCCCAGUCCAAACACACACCAGCCUGACGAUGCCGCUCUACAGCAACCCCAUGAUGUUCUCGCCGAACCAGGGAUACCGAAAUACAAUGGACACACACACACACCAUACACACCAUGUGCAACACACACACCGGCAAACUGACGCAGACAACGGGACUGACGGACAGCUACGGAUGCUGUUAAACCAGCCAGUGCAGAAUCUGGUUCCAGACAGCAGUGGAACACCAACAUCACACUGCAGCACCACCAUCCAGCAAACCAAAUAUUUGGACCAGCACAUGAUGGCCCCCUCUUUCCCAGUGCAGCAGGUCAGCUGUAAUGCUGUUCUAGUCCCCUCCCCCGUGUUCACGUCACCAAUCGUGAUCUCCCACAACAGUUUUAUCACUCCUCGAGCCCCGCCCACCUACACAUCCAACCCCCAGAGCAAUCAGCAGGGCCUGCACAUCCAACAGCAUCAGCAGUUCUUUCAGAUGCAGCCACAGGGUCUCAUUCAGAGCGGCCCCACUCAGGCCUUUUUCCACACAACUAACGUCCAGCCGCAAAGCACUGUGGGAUACGUUCAGCAGCAACAACCACAACAACAACAGCAGCAGCACCUUCAUUCCCAGUCUUCAGCAAGCAGCCUAUCAGAUUACAGAAACAUACUUCCACGGUAGCCCCACCCCUCUGUGGGAGGGGCCAGAAAGGCUGCUGGGAUAGCGCAUGGAGCGGUUGGCUCCGUGGCCCAAGAGGAAAGGAUGCUGGGAAGGCAGAGCGCGUGAAAUUCACCGCCAAGCCUAAAAAAAAAACACCAAAGCCGAAAUCCCUCUGUGCCACGAAAAUGGACGUACAGUGUGGCGAGUUGAGAAGCUCCGCCCCCCCAGACACUGCACACAAAGGAUGUUGUGGCUGUGGGAGGAGCUAGCUACAGGUCACAGGAAAAGCCACGCCCCCUGACCCUCAACAGAGGUGUCAUGAGGUAACUGGCGGACUGAAGAGAGAAUAUUCACGAUGACGCAGAAGAAAAAAAAAGUGCUUUUGUAAAACCUGAAGUUUUAUAAAUUAUGGGUUUGUGUAGUUUUUUCUGUCAUGUUUUGUUUUAUUUCUUUUUUUUUCAUACCGUUAUGAUGACGGUUAUGGCAUUAUCAGGUUUGUGCUCGACAUUAUUGCAAACGGAUAUAAAUAUCGUGAUGUUAGCAAACAAAAACAAUGCGUUCACACUGGUACUGAUAUGAAAUAGUGGCUGGAAACUGUUCAUUUUUGAUAAAAGUUGCGAUUUUACAGCAACAGGAAGCAGAGCGCGAAUUGGUGAAGUGAAGUGGGCGGGGCUGGGUGACGCUAUAAAGUCAGGUACAGUUUGUUUAUCCUUAUGCAAAUGAGAAACAAAUACGGCAAAGACCAACAAAAACUACGAAAGAGUAUGACUUAGGAUGCUUCAUGUAUGUAAAGUUAAAGUAUUUAGCAUAAAUCACAGAACAUCAGUUGGUUCGGAGUAGCCAGUUAUGUAUAUUAAAAAGUAUUUAUUGAACUUGAGAAUAUUAACUGCUUUGAAUGUAUAAUGAUUUUGAGUGUUGCUAAAUAAAUGCACAUGAGACCAGUCAGUGAAGAUGCUAGGCGCUGUGAGGAGAACCGUAUCAGCCAGCACUAAUCUCGAAUAAACUAGCGACAGUUAGCAAAGUGAGGUGAUGAAGGAAGGUAAAGAAAAACUUGGUAUAGAAACAAAAUCACAGGAUUAGCAUCAGAAAAAUAGUCCCAUUUCUAAUUAGCUACUGUUUAGCUAAUUUUCAAGCAAACACACUGGACUUAUCAAGGAUUGAUAUUCACAGUUCUGUUCAUAAAAUAAUUUUGUUAACGCCAACAGAAAAAGAAACUAUAUUAAAAUAUAUGAACGCAGCUAUGAGACCAACCUGACAUUUGAUUGUGUCUUUCGUUCUUUUCCUCUGUACAUGAGGCUCAGGCUUCAGUUGGGAUUUCCUGGAUCAAUAAAAGCUGACGGUGAAAUAAACUGAA